AUGUAUGCAGUAGAAUUGGUGUAUUUCAUCCUGUUUAAUGGCUGUUUAUUGGAGUGCUGUGGCAUAUAUACCCAGCACAUUUUGGCUGCGCCGUUUUCAUCACAAAAUAGCGAGAAAGACUGGAAGCUAGUUGCUGUCCAGGGAGAGAAGUGUUGCAGUGAGAUUUUUCUUAAAAGAGGUAUAUUUCACCAGAGAAGUGUUGCAGGAGUGCCUCAACAAAAUGCCAGGGUUGAGAGGAAACAUAGGUAUCUUCUGGAUACAGCUAGGGCACUCAAGCUCCAUGCUGGGCUUCCUGAUUAUCUAUGGGGUGAAUGUAUCCUCUCAGCCACUCAUCUCAUCAAUCUGCUGCCUAGUCGUGUGAUAAAUUGGGAGACUCCCUACAAGAAGCUCAUGAAAAAGGAUGUUAACUAUGAUCACUUGAAGGUGAUUGGAUGCUUGUGUUAUGCAAGCCCUCACAAAAAACCCACUGACAAGUUUGCUGCCAGGGGAUUGAGAUGCAUCCUAAUAGGGUACCCACAUAAUCAAAAGGGGUACAAGCUGUUAGAUUUGCACAGCAAGAAAAUAUUUGUGAGUGAGUCAGCUGAACAGGAAUCUCUACACACUGAUGCUGUAGAGGAGGAGAACACAACAAGAGAUUCAGAAGGAAUUUCUGAUGAUAAUGUUCAUCAGCUUGUGGAAGAAAGGAGACCUCAGAGAGGGAGCCACCUACCCAAGAGAUAUCAGGAUUUUAUUCUUGACAUGCCCAAGAGCAGGAGCAAGGUUCAUGAUGUCAAUCUUAUUGCAGCCAACCUUGUUGAUUCAUCUUAUUAUUCAGCAGAUUAUCUAGCUUCUCUUUGCAAUGUUCUCAGUGUAAGAGAACCUAGUCACUAUGAAGAAGCAUGUCAAGAUGAAGGAUGGGUGAAGGCUAUGGAUUCAGAGAUCCAGGCAUUAGUAGAUAAUGCAACAUGGGAAAUGGUAGAUCUCCCACCAGACAAGAAAGCUCUUGAUAGUAAAUGGGUAUACAAGAUUAAAUUCACUCCUGAAGGGCAUGUUGACAAACUAAAAGCAAGAUUAGUGGCAAGAGGUGAUAGACAGGUAGAAGGGAAGGAUUACAAGCAUACUUUUUCUCUUGUGGCUAAGUUUGCUAGUGUUAGGAUUCUUAUUGCUCUUGCUACUGCCUUAAGCUGGCCUUUGCACCAGCUAGACAUUAACAAUGCCUUCUUACAUGGGCAUUUAGAUGAAGAGGUGUAUUUGAAGCCUCCAAAAGGUUUUCAAGGUGGGAAGGAAGGACAAGUUUGCAGACUUAAGAAGAGUUUAUAUGGGCUCAAACAGGCAUCUAGACAGUGGAAUAUUGAGCUCACUCAACACUUCCUUGCUCAUGGUUACACUCAAUCCAAGAGAGACUAUUCCAUGUUUACAAAGAAACAUUCAGGUAAACAAACAAUCAUAUUAGUCUAUGUUGAUGAUUUACUCAUCAGUGGAGAUGAUGAUGUAGAGAUUCAAAAGAUUAAAGACAGCCUUGACAGUGCCUUCACUAUUAAGGAUCUUGGGGCAAUUAGAUAUUUUUUAGGGAUUGAGCUUUUUGUGACUCAGACUGGGGAAGCUGUGCUUUCAGUGCUAGGUCUCUCACUGGCUACUGUAUUUUCUUGGGAAACUCUUGUUUCUUGGAAGACCAAGAAGCAGAAAACUGUAUCUAAGUCUUCAACCGAGGCAGAAUAUAGGUGUAUGUCUCAAACUACCAGUGAAAUAGUCUGGGUUCAUGGACUUCUGGAAGACCUCUCUUUCUUCAUACCUCAACCUAUUGAUCUUUUCUGUGACAACAAGUCAGCAAACCAUCUUGCUUACAAUCCCAUUUUCCAUGAAAGAACGAAGCAUUUAAAAGUGGACUGUCAUUAUGUUCGAGAACACAUUCAAUAUGGUUUUCUUAAGGUUCUUCACAUCAAGUCUUUCUUCAACUGGCAGAUAUUAUGA
Molecule: messenger RNA, 1950 nt
Organism: Beta vulgaris subsp. vulgaris (sugar beet)
Lineage: Eukaryota; Viridiplantae; Streptophyta; Magnoliopsida; Caryophyllales; Amaranthaceae
Exons: 4
Coding region: 1-1950 (649 amino acids)
Molecular function (GO): nucleic acid binding
Source: RefSeq, a predicted model, not a curated record